This is a messenger RNA of Solanum pennellii, 4226 nucleotides long. RefSeq names its product chloride channel protein CLC-e. Gene Ontology annotation, biological process: transmembrane transport; chloride transport. Lineage: Eukaryota; Viridiplantae; Streptophyta; Magnoliopsida; Solanales; Solanaceae. The transcript is spliced from 10 exons. The coding region runs from base 55 to 2247 and encodes 730 amino acids. Gene Ontology annotation, molecular function: voltage-gated chloride channel activity. Gene Ontology annotation, cellular component: chloroplast thylakoid membrane. The record is from RefSeq and is a predicted model, not a curated record.
AAAAUAAAUAAAUAAUGGUGUUUUGGUUUCACAAAGUUAUUGAGACAUGAAAUAAUGAUGGUGGCAUUGUCGACGACUAGUUGCAGUCCUAAUUCGUGGUUGAAUUCCAUAUCCUGUCGCUGUAACAACGAUAAAGCUCCAUUCUGGCAGUCUGGCCCUCGAUUUGGUCGUCAUCAAUCACGAAUACGUUUUUCAAGUUGCUGGCGUUGGGCUCGACCGUCUCUUCCUCCCGGACACGGACGCUCCUCUGCUGAAAAGUGCGACGAUAGUGAUAGUGGUAUCCAGAUAAAUGCACAAGGCAACACGGCAAUAAUCUCCGCUUGCUUUGUUGGCCUCUUCACCGGUAUCAGUGUCGUGCUUUUCAACGCCGCGGUUCAUGAAAUACGCGAUUUAUGUUGGGAUGGGAUUCCGUCUCGAGGUGCCUCGUGGUUAAGGGAAGAGCCUAUUGGAGUAAUUUGGCAACGUGUAAUCUUAGUACCAGCUUCUGGGGGUUUGCUAGUCAGUUUUUUGAACACUUUCCGAGCCACACUGGACGUCUCAACGCAAGGAAAUUGGACAUCAUCUGUUAAAUUUGUCUUGAGACCAGUUUUGAAGACAAUUGCUGCUUGUAUCACUUUAGGAACUGGAAAUUCCUUAGGACCAGAAGGCCCAAGUGUUGAAAUUGGUACUUCAGUUGCCAAGGGAAUUGGAGCUUUACUCGAUAAAGGUGCUCAUAGAAAGCUAUCUCUCAAGGCUGCUGGAUCAGCUGCUGGAAUAUCAUCUGGAUUUAAUGCUGCUGUUGCGGGUUGUUUCUUUGCUGUGGAAUCUGUGUUAUGGCCAUCACCUGCAGAGUCUUUGUCCUUGACAAAUACAACUUCAAUGGUUAUUUUGAGUGCUGUUAUAGCUUCUGUUGUCUCAGAAAUUGGUCUUGGCUCAGAACCUGCAUUUGCAGUCCCGGCAUAUGAUUUUCGUACACCUACGGAAUUGCCGCUUUAUCUUCUGCUGGGUAUCUUUUGCGGGUUAGUUUCAGUGGCACUAUCAAGCUGUACAUCAUUUAUGCUGCAAAUAGUGGAAAAUAUCCAAACAGCCAGCGGCGCGCCAAAAUCAGCUUUCCCUGUGCUGGGUGGUCUUCUGGUUGGGCUGGUAGCUUUAGCAUAUCCUGAAGUCCUCUACUGGGGUUUUGAGAAUGUUGAUAUUUUGCUAGAAUCUCGGCCACUAGUGAAAGGCCUCUCUGCUGAUCUGUUGCUCCAGCUUGUAGCCGUCAAAAUAGUAACAACCUCAUUAUGCCGAGCCUCUGGAUUGGUUGGAGGCUACUAUGCUCCAUCUCUAUUUAUUGGUGCUGCUACUGGAACUGCAUAUGGGAAAAUUGUUAGCUACAUUAUCUCUCAUGCUGAUCCAAUCUUUCAUCUCUCCAUCUUGGAAGUUGCAUCCCCACAAGCAUAUGGUCUGGUUGGCAUGGCUGCUACUCUUGCUGGUGUCUGUCAGGUGCCUCUCACUGCGGUUCUGCUUCUCUUUGAACUGACACAGGAUUAUCGGAUAGUUCUGCCCCUCUUGGGAGCUGUGGGGAUGUCAUCAUGGGUUACAUCUGGACAAACAAGCAAAGGGGUGGUACAGGAUAGAAAGAAAUUAAAAGAUGCAAGAGCCCAGAUGACGCAGUGGCAAGGAACUUCUUCCUCCAACAUUGAACUUCCUAGCUUAACUUAUUCUUCAGGUGUGGAACCUUCACAAAAAGAGAGUAACCUCUGCAAACUUGAGAGUUCACUCUGUCUUUAUGAAUCUGAUGAUGAAGAAAAUGAUUUCGCUAGGAAAGUUCUAGUUGCACAGGCAAUGAGAACGCGAUAUGUGACAGUCCUAAUGAGCACCUUGCUAAUGGAAACCAUAUCUCUCAUGCUAGCUGAGAAGCAAUCUUGUGCUAUAAUAGUUGAUGAAAAUAAUUUUCUCAUUGGUUUGCUGACACUUAGUGAUAUCCAGAAUUACAGCAAAUGGCCAAGAGCGGAAGGAAAAUGCCAGGAGGAACUUGUAGUAGCUGAUGUUUGCUCUUCAAAUGGCAAUAAGUGCCGGGUACCAUGCACAGUGACUCCAAAUACAGAUCUCCUUUCUGCUCUAACUAUUAUGGAGAAACAUGGUUUGAGUCAGCUACCUGUUAUACUAAGGCACGUGGAGGAUGAAGGCAUACAUCCUGUGGGCAUUUUGGACAGAGAGUGCAUCAAUGUAGCUUGCAGAGCAUUAGCAACUAGAGAACAGCUUAGCUGGUUCUCCACGAAGUAAAGGCUAAUUGAAGGUUGCAUAACCCGUUUGCAAUAAGUUCUUCCUUGUCAAAGCAUGCUGAGGGUUAUUGUCUCUGAGUAAUCCAUCCUCGCUCUGUCUUACAACAGGGUUGAACAAUUCAAUUGUAAAUAAUGAGAAUGAUGUUAGCACAGGCAGAGGAGACCGUACAACCAGGAAGCAGGAUUUACUGCUGAAGCUGAAGGUUUGUUCUAGCUGCUUCUUAAAUUAGGCACUGGAGGAGCGCACUGCGUAACUACACUGACUCGUCAUCCAAUUCCAAUCAUUCACUUCCGUGGACCGAAGUACUGGACAGGUGAUUGGAAAAGGAUAUGUGUCACAUCGAUUGUACCUACUCUACAUCCCAAAAUCACAUGUUGCUUUCACUUAGGUUGUUUCUUCUGAAUUGCUCCAUAGUCAAUUGGGUCAUCAAAGUCUCCUGAAAUUGCAAAAAAUGGUCCCAUUUUAUCUUUGUUAGAAUGUGAGUCGUGUCAGUUUGGUUAGCACACUCGUUCCGCUUUCUCAAAAUGCGUCAAUAAUAAGGUCACCUCUAUGUUUGAAAUCGUUCAUUCGGAUAUAUGGGGUCCAAGUCGUGUCAAUCCUUCUUUAGGAUUUCAUUAUUUUGUUACUUUUAUAGAUGACUAUUCUCGGUGCACGUGGUUAUUUUUAAUAAAAAAAAUAGAUCUGAGUUAUUAUCUAUCUUUCAGAAACUUUAUGUUGUAAUUCGCAAUCAAUUUGGCAAUUUCAUUAAGAAGUUAAUCAGUGAUAAUGCCCAAGAAUACUUCGUUACUUCUUUCUCUUCUUUUACGUCAUCCCAUGGCAUAUUGCAUUUGUCUUCUUGUGCACAUACUCCUCUACAAAAUGGAGUUGUUGAGCGAAAGAACAGACAUCUAAUGAAACAACUCGAACAUUGUUUGUUCACAAUCAUGUCCCUUUUACGUUUUUGGGGUGAUGAUGUUAUUACUGCUUGCUAGUUAAUCAAUUGCAUGCCUUCAUCUAUUUUGCAGUACUUGAAUCCUCACUCAGUCCUUUAUCGGAUAAAAUUUUUAUUUCCUUCUCCUCCACGUGUAUUUGGUUGCACUUAUUUUGUUCAAAACCUUACCCCGGAAAAAAUAAACUUCAUCACAAGGCUUUUGAAUGUGUCUUUCUUGGGUAUUCUCCUCUACAAAAAGGUUACAAAAGUUUUGAUCCCUCUUCCAAAUAAGUACUUUGAUCUCUGCAGAUGUUACUUUUUUGAGACUUUUUCAUAUUUUUCUCCUAAUAUGAAAAAUCAAAAGGCCAUAGCAAUCCUUCCCGCUCCAACUAUUCCAACCCCCAUCUCCACUUCCAACUCUUAAGGUUUGUUCCUGACGACCUCAACAUCCUAUUGAACUUGCUAAUUCAAUUGGUAUUUCUAACUCUGAUAUAGGUGCACAAAGCAAUCUUGGUGACUCAUACCUGCUCCAACAAUGUCUUUUACUUCAGUCGAGCACUUAUCUGAUAAUCUUUCUACUACUCUUGCAAAGGUUGACGUCAAGCUAUGAUUGAAGAGAUGACUGUUUUGCAUGAUAAUGGUACUUGGGAGCUUGUUCCUUUACCUGAAGGCAAAAUCACAAUUAGUUGUCGUUGGAUAUUCAUAGUUAAGGUAGGUUCGGAUGGAGCUAUUGAUCGUCUCAGAGCAAGACUGGUUACUAAGGGAUACACUCAGAUUUAUGGCAUCGAUUAUGGAGAUACUUUCUCACCAGUUGCCAAGAUGACUUUUGUUCGUCUUCUCAUCUCUAUGGAAGCAAUGAAUCAUUGGCCCCUUUUGCUAAAGAGGUAGAUAUCAGGGGGAGUCUAGACUAGUUUGUAAACUUCGUCGAUCCCUUUAUGGUCUCAAGCAGCCUCCCAAAGCAUGGUUUGGUUGAUUUCGAGCUAUUUUCCAACAAUUUGGAAUGAUUCGAACAUAAGAGAAUCACUCUUAUACUAUAGGCAUUCAUCUAAUGACAAACAUAUCUUUUUAA